AUGUUUCGGGUCCGACGUGGGAUCCGAUCGGAUCCGAGACCGUCGGAAUCCAAUGCGAUUCCGUCACCAGGAUUUCAUCGGAUCCGUCGAAUUCCUAUUUAUUCCGACUUAAUUGAACAUUGUAACGAACAAAAUAAUGCCGGCCUUUUUCUUCCCAAAAAGAAAUAUCAAAAUUCAUCAGAUGUUUGUAAGACGGCCCUUAGUCUCGGUCAAAGAUAUAUUUUUCCUCGUGUUCGUAAAUGUGAAGCCUUAAACUACAUGGGAACGGUAAACGAAGCAAAACGGUCAUUAAAAAGUCACACGAUAUCAUAG
This is a messenger RNA of Adineta ricciae, 312 nucleotides long. Lineage: Eukaryota; Metazoa; Rotifera; Eurotatoria; Adinetida; Adinetidae. The record is from the annotation of a GenBank genome assembly.